UUGUCUUCUUUCACUGUAUCCACAAAUCUUCCACUUCCAUUUUGAAGCUCCUUGUCUCCCCUGACACGUCCACACCACCUCAGCCUUGCCUCUGUAGCCCAUAUGGGAGUGUUUACCUGCAGAGAGCUAGUUUGUAUAAAGUGACACACAUACAAACAGAACUGGGGAUGUGAUACGUGAAGUGAAGUUGACAGUUACUAAGAUUUUUGCUUGAAACGUUUUUGUAGUCAUUUCCCUGCCGCACUGCACAGGUUAAUUACACAGCCUCCCAAACAGGUAAACAGUGUGUGUGGACGAGGAGACAGGUGUGAAAACAAGAUUGACGGAAAUCGCAUACCCCUUGCCCGCUCACAGCGAGGCAAUGGAAGGGGCGCCCGAGAGGAAGAAGGCUUUAAGUAUGGGGAUGACAGCCUUCUUCCUCAUUGCCCAGAUGGCGGGGGGGCUGGCUUCCUCGCCCUGCCCAGAGCCCUAGCCAAUACAGGCUGGCUUGGAGCUUUCAUGCUUCCACUAUUUCUGCUUCAGUGUGGGGUUCGUGGGCACGCGUCUGGGGAGGAGCUGGGUUAUUCUGGAGGAGCGAUGGCCAAAGGAAUACAAAGGUCGUGUCAGACAGCCAUACAAACUUAUCGCUGAGAGAUUCCAUGGGUCCUAUCGGAGGGAGAGUGACGCAGAUAGUGGUGCUGGUCAUAACUGUUCGGGUCUUCCACCGUGCACAUGAUCCUGAUAUCCGAGAUGGUGGCGGCCGUGGUGCAGGAACAGGCCUGACUUCUCUGCUCACCAAAUGUCACGUGAUUCUCAUUGUUGGGGCUGUUCUCAUUUCCCCUCACCUGGCUGGGCUCAACCUAAGGACUUGUGGCAGGCUUCUAUACUGGCAGUGGUGGCAACGGUGGUGGCUAUUGUGGUCAUAGUAGUGCAAAUAUUCAUCAGUGAAGACACUUUCGACACACCAACCUAUCCCAACCCCACGAUUCCUUCCUUUGCUCGAGGUUUCGGCUCCAUCCUCUUCGCUUUUGGAGGCAUGGCAACCUUUCCAACCAUCCAAAAUGACAUGGCUGAUAGAUCACAGUUUUGGCAAAGUGUUGCUAUUGGUUUUAGUGGUAUUAUCACCCUCUACAUGCCCGUGGCUCUGGCUGGCUACAUCAAGAUUGGCGACGCAGUGAGCAGCAACAUUAUCCUAAGCGUGGAAAUGACAGAUGCAGUUUUGGUUGCUAUAGGAAUGCAGAUCAUUAACUUGCUUUGCACCUUCCUUCUCAGUUCGAAUCCUGUGUAUCAGUCUUUGGAGGAGGUGUUUAAUGUGAGGAAAGGCUUCAGUCCACAACGGUGCGUGGUGAGAGCAAGCGUUGUGUCAAUGCAGAUGCUGAUUGGUUUAGCUGUUCCUAACUUUGGCAAGCUCCUGAAUCUGAUUGGUGGGUCUCUCAUCACGCUGUGUACGUUUGUGCUGCCGCCUGUCAUGUACAUCAAGUUAGUAAAGGACAAGAGUGACAAGACAUGGCCGGAGAGGAGCAUACCAUUGUGGGAGAAGGUGUUCCUGGUGGAGGCGAUCAUUGUGGGCGUGGUGGGCGGCGUGCUGUCAACCAUUACAGCUCUAUACGACGUCAUUGAGGUGUCAUUUACGUCAAACUGUUUCAAUAGCUUCAGUGAGUGUUAGGAAACGUCUAUCAGUGAUCCUAACACCCUUCGUGACUUCCUAACACCUGACUUCAGCGUGUUGGGGAAACUGUUCUAACUCCCUUUAUAGCUUCUAAUACCCUUCCUAACACCUAAUAUUAAUUCUUUAACGCCUCUACCACGUUAAUAACCUCCCUAAUUAAUCUUAUCAUCUAUAGCAACCUCUACAACACCCACUCACCCAUAACACCUUCCUAACUCUAAUUCCAUCCUUCAUAACACGCACACAGUACUUGAUAACACUCUCCACAACCCUUUGAACAUCAGUAGAACUCUUUAAAAUACCUAUAACACCAGUAACACCAAUAACACCAGCAAAAUACAGAUGUAACACCCUCUACAACAUCAGUAACACUUUUCAUAACACCAUAACACCGUCAGUAACACCAUCAAAACCUUCUGGAAUGCACCUAACGCCAAUAACAACCUCCCAACAUCAACAACAACCUCCUGCUGUAAUACCUUCCUAACACGCGUGCCACGUUCUCAUAAAGGGCGACUCAAACCCAGGCGGAGGAGGUAAUGGCCUGUUCUCUCUCUCUCUCUCUCUCUCUCUCUCUCUCUCUCUCUCUCUCUCUCUCUCUCUCUCUCUCUCUCUCUCUCUCUCUCU
This is a messenger RNA of Scylla paramamosain (green mud crab), 2275 nucleotides long. RefSeq lists its product as uncharacterized. NCBI's taxonomy places the organism in Eukaryota, Metazoa, Arthropoda, Malacostraca, Decapoda, Portunidae. The coding region runs from base 779 to 1645 and encodes 288 amino acids. Gene Ontology annotation, molecular function: L-amino acid transmembrane transporter activity. The transcript has 9 exons. Gene Ontology annotation, cellular component: vacuolar membrane. Gene Ontology annotation, biological process: amino acid transmembrane transport. The record is from RefSeq and is a predicted model, not a curated record.